Messenger RNA from Trichomonas vaginalis G3, 1866 nucleotides. RefSeq names its product phosphatidylinositol dephosphorylation. The record is from RefSeq and is a predicted model, not a curated record. The coding region runs from base 1 to 1866 and encodes 621 amino acids. Gene Ontology annotation, biological process: phosphatidylinositol dephosphorylation. Gene Ontology annotation, molecular function: phosphatase activity. The transcript has a single exon. NCBI's taxonomy places the organism in Eukaryota, Parabasalia, Trichomonadida, Trichomonadidae.
AUGGAAGAAUUUUAUGAAUCUCUUGAGCCUUGGUGCGCUUGUCAAGGAUAUUUCGUGGCAUCUAGUGUUAAAAUAAACAUGAGAAUUCUUCUUCAGAUUGGUUCCCUUGCAAUGCCUUACUUAUGUUUUCAAGAAAUUGAAAAUGAAGGUAAACUAUGCAUUAUCCCUAUUACACGCUUAAUUACAGCCCAUGUAUCGCUUGAUUCCAUCCUAUUUACAUUUAUGGAUUAUGAAGAUGAAAAAGUUUUAGUCAAAUGUGAAAAAUCUCGCAAAUUUGAAGCAUUCAUUUCACAGUUCCGCUUAACAGCCAAUAUAUCGCUAAAUGCCUCUGAUGAUUUUCAUCAACAAAACGCUGUUUACUUGAAAGCCAAUUCAAUGGAAAAGAACUAUCCAUUACCAUUUGAUUUCAUUGAUUUACAUAAGACCAAGUACGGUCUUUCUCCCGUUGGCAUCUUCAAAGAAACUGAAGAGGUUUGGAAAGAAAGAUGCACAGUUUUGAAUUCCUCCUAUUUUACUCAAUCCCAGCCAAUUGUUAUCCAUUGUUUAACAUGGAAUGUCGCUGAAGCUACCCCUACCACAUAUGCUACUCCAGAACUUAUGAAAGUUAUUCAUUCAAAUCCUGACGUUGCCUUCUUCUCUUUCCAGGAGAUCGAUAUGAGUGUCAACUCUAUGGUCAUAGGAAAUUCCGCUAAAGCCAACCAAUGGAAAGAAGUUAUUACUGCUUCUGUCAAAACAUCACAACUAGAAAUUGUUCAUUCGAUAUCUCUUGGUGGUGUUUUCGGAUGUCUUGCACUCAAUAAGACUAAUCCUCAGCUUAGACUUGCUAAAACAAAGAAAUUACGUCUUGGCGCUGGAGGAAUUGUUGCAAACAAGUCUUUUGUUCAAUUUAAUAUUGAGGCAGGUGCAGCAAACAUCUGUUUAGUCGGAUGCCAUCUUACUGCUCACGAUCAUAAUAUCGAAAGCAGAAAUCAGCAGCUUAUUAAGAUCAUGAACAUGGUUCCAAGAGAUACGGACUAUUUGUUCAUAUGUGGCGAUCUCAAUUACAGAAUUAGUAUGCCUUAUGAGAAAGUCGUCAACCUUUGCAAUGGUUCUGACUUGUCAUCUUUAUUAGAAACCGACCAAUUAAUAAAUCAGCGCAGAAUGGUACCAGAAUUAGGAAAAUUAUUCGAACCUCCGAUUACUUUCAGACCAACUUACAAAUUCGAUAAAAAUUCUGACAUUUAUGAUACAUCUCCAAAGAAAAGAGUUCCUUCUUACACGGAUAGAGUUCUUCUACGUACUUUUGAACCACGUAUUUCCGUUGGUCCUAACGAUGCUUUCUUCUUUGAAACAGAUGUUUUUUAUCAUUACGGAGAUCCUCGUUAUCCAUUCUCAAACAAGAGCUAUUUCGCACCUACAGAGCCAGAUCACAACUAUCCUGUCGAUCCUAAGAACAUUCUUUACACAAAUGGCACUUCAAAAAUUUCGGAUCACAGAUGUGUCCAUUCCCAUUGGGAAUUGAUGAUCCCUGCUGAGAACAAAGAGAGAAAAGAAGUCUUCAACAGCCUCCUUUACAAGAAAUACAACGAGUUACUUAGUCUUGAAAAACCAAUCUGUAUCGCAAACACACAAAAAGUGGAAAUCAAGAGGAAAAAGAGUAUCACGAUCGAGAUAGAAAAUAUUUCUUAUACACUCGCGGAGUUCUCCGUUAACACUACCACUGAUAAAAUCGUUGUUACUCCUUCAUCAGGUUAUAUCAUACCUGGCCAAAGCAUUAAAGUUGAAAUCCAAGCAGUACAUCGUGCAAAAGGAGAACAUUUUAUUCUAUUUAUGAGUCCAAAUGGAACUCUCUGCUCUAUUCAAGUUAAGAUUAAGAGCUCCUUGUAA